Messenger RNA from Labrus mixtus (cuckoo wrasse), 2360 nucleotides. It is a transcript of the gene sdr42e2, whose product is annotated as short chain dehydrogenase/reductase family 42E, member 2. NCBI's taxonomy places the organism in Eukaryota, Metazoa, Chordata, Actinopteri, Labriformes, Labridae. The record is from RefSeq and is a predicted model, not a curated record. The coding region runs from base 474 to 1934 and encodes 486 amino acids. Gene Ontology annotation, biological process: steroid biosynthetic process. The transcript is spliced from 12 exons. Gene Ontology annotation, molecular function: 3-beta-hydroxy-Delta5-steroid dehydrogenase (NAD+) activity.
AAUUUGUAAAAGGAAAUUCUUACUUAAUAUUCUGAUUAAUUAUCUUAAAUAUGGUAUAGUCAUUGAUGGACGUUUUAUAGAUUGUAUUGACUUAUUGAUGGACUUUUUUUUUUUUAAAUCUCAAAAUCCCUCCAGAAGGCUUCUGUGUGAAAUUUGAGGUACUGGUAUCUCGUUUAUCCGGAAAAACAGUCCAUGACUUUAUUGUUUUGUCAAAACACAACUGUUACUUGGAGAUGAUCAUUAAUUCAGAAAUACAGAUCAGAUGUGUAUUUUCUUAUGUGAAUAAAGUACGCUUCUGUUAAGCAGAGAUGUACUUCCAAAGAAGAUUAACAAAAACCAACAUGUUGAAAAUGAACUAGAACAAGGAUGAGUCAUUGUGCCAUGCCUAUAUAAUUAACGAUUCAGUGUGAUAUUGCAGAUUCUCUGGUUGAAGAAACGAGAGAAUGACUCUACAGUGAUCACCAUCAAGUUCCAUGCCGUAUAUGAAGCUGUGCAGUCCUAACAUGAGUGAGGUUGGAGGCUCUCUGUGCCAGGUGAAGCAGAUUUCCCGCCACACCGCCCCCCUCUGUCGCCUGCAGGCCGUGGGGCACCACCUGCACAGCUCCUCCCACCUCACCCAACAGUCCUGGGUCAACCAGUCGGCCCCAUCCAUCGCCUCCAGCCCCCCCGUAUCCACCCGUCACCGGGUGAACGGCGUCAUGGCGUCCAGCUGCAGCAGCCUGGAUUGUGCUGUCUCCAGACUGGCAGAGGAGGCCGCUCUGGCCCGAGGCGUAUCUUCGGGGAAGGUGGUGGUGACGGGAGGGUUGGGGUACUUUGGUUUCAGGCUGGGGAAAGAACUGGCCAGUCAGGGGAUGACAGUGAUCCUUCUGGACAUGAGGAGGCCUCCCUGUGAAAUCCCUGAUGGAGUCAUCUUCUUUGAGAGUGACAUCCGGGACUACGCUUCCCUCCAUAAGGUGUGUGAAGGGGUCGACUGUAUAUUCCACACAGCGUCUUACGGCAUGUCUGGACCAGAACAGCUGAAUAAAGACCAGGUGGAGUCCGUCAAUGUUGGGGGGACCAACAACGUCAUCAACGUGUGUAAGGAGAGGAACAUCCCCAGACUGGUCUACACCAGCACCAUAAACGUGGUGUUUUCUGGGAAUCCAAUCGACGAGGGUGACGAGGCCUCUGUGCCGUACGUCCCCUUUGAUGCACACAUCGACCACUACUCCAGAACCAAAACGCUUGCGGAGCAGAUGGUCCUCUCUGCAAACAGCUGCAUCCUGAAAAGUGGAGGUCAGCUUCGAACCUGCGUCCUCCGGCCGUGUGGGAUCUACGGACCAGAGGAGAGGAGACACCUUCAAAGAGUGAUGGUGAACGUAGAGCGGCGGUUUUUCACGUUCAGGUUUGGCGACCCCCGGGCCAUGAUGAACUGGGUGCAUGUUGAUAACCUGGUGAUGGCUCACAUGCAGGCGGCCGAGGCUCUCACACUGAAGAGGAGCUGUGUGGCUAGCGGACAGGCUUAUUUCAUUAAUGAUGGUGUGUCGGUCAAUCUCUUUGACUGGUUGACACCACUGUUUGAGAAGUUGGGCUACAGCAGACCGUUGAUAAACCUGCCCGUAUCACUUGUCUUUUAUGCAGCUAUCCUGGUGGAACACUUGCACAUAUUUCUGAGUCCUGUAAUAGAAGUGCCUCUCCUCUUUACCAGAAAUGAGGUGAGGAACAUUGCAGUGAAUCACACCUUCAAGAUCGACAAGGCCCGUCGAGACCUGGGUUACUCCCCGAAGCCCUACAGCCUGGCGGACUCUGUGGAGGAGUACCUGAAGUCCAGACAGCUUGGCACUAGAUCGACCCGAUCUAAAGUCUCCUGGAUCUCCCAGCUUCCCCGGGACAUGGCCCUGCUGCUGCUAAUGUUUCUCAUUCUGGGUCUACUGAUUCUUUCUUACGUACUAUAAUAAGAGUAGAACCCCACUCUUUUUCUUCUAUUUAAAUUUUUUUUAGGAAAUGACAUGUUUGGCAUAGAUGUAACCACUCAAAUUAUUGUGGAUCGUCAACAAAUAUGUCUUGUUUAAAAUGCAAUACAUUGUUGAGAAUGUAAUUACUGUUAAGUCUUUGAUGUUUUUCAUGGUACGUGUGUGCAUGAUUUUAAAGUUAUGGAUGUACAAGGCCGCUGAAAAGUAUUAGUUUCUAGUUGUGUAAAUGUUGUGGAAUUAUAAGAGUGACUAAGGUUUUAUUAAGUAAAAUAAAAGCUAGGUUUGUAUUUCAGACAUAAAAAAUGUGAUUUAUUGUAUGUAAAGUGUGCUUCCAGGUUUUAUUUAAAAAAAAUGUACAACUGAUAAAAGUAUCAGUAUUUUGUACACUUUUAGAAAUAAAAGUAAUAG